Motacilla alba alba is the source of this 1914-nucleotide messenger RNA. RefSeq names its product glycerophosphodiester phosphodiesterase 1 (gene GDE1). Gene Ontology annotation, molecular function: phosphoric diester hydrolase activity. The coding region runs from base 52 to 1041 and encodes 329 amino acids. NCBI's taxonomy places the organism in Eukaryota, Metazoa, Chordata, Aves, Passeriformes, Motacillidae. The record is from RefSeq and is a predicted model, not a curated record. Gene Ontology annotation, biological process: lipid metabolic process. The transcript has 6 exons.
GCCCCGGCUGUGACCCGGCCCGGCUGUGACCCGGCCCGGCCCGGCCCGGCCAUGCUGUGCCACGGCGAGGGCCUGCUGAGCUCCCUGACGGCUCUGAUGGCGCUGGCGCUGGCGCUGAGCCGCAGCCCGGCGCUGGCCUGCCUGCUGCCGGCCGGCCUUUACCUGGCGCUGCACCUCUUGGCGCUGGAGCCCGCGGCGCCCCAGAGCGCGCAGCGCGUCCUGCGGCCCCGCGGCGCCGCCGCCCGCAUCGCGCACCGCGGCGGAGCGCACGACGCGCCCGAGAACACGCUGGCCGCCAUCCGACAGGCAGCUGAGAAUGGAGCAACGGGUGUGGAGCUGGACCUUGAAUUUAGUGCAGAUGGUGUCCCCAUUCUCAUGCACGAUGACACAGUUGAAAGGACAACUGAUGGGGCUGGGAGACUGCGGGACCUGACUUUUGAGGAAAUCAGGAAGCUUAACCCAUCUGCAAAACACAGGCUACGGAGCCAGUUCCAGGAUGAAAAGGUGCCAACUCUGAGAGAAGCUGUUGUGGAGUCUAUGCAUCACAAUCUUACAAUCUACUUUGAUGUCAAAGGCCAUGCAAAUCAGGCAGUUGAUGCCCUGAAACAACUCUACCAGGAAUUUCCACAGUUGUAUAACAGCAGCAUUGUCUGUUCUUUCAUGCCAGAUGUUGUUUAUAAGAUGAGACAAGCUGACAGAAAUGUUGUGACAGCACUGACCCACAGGCCCUGGCAGCUGAGUCACCUGGGAGAUGGGACACCCCGAUUCAGUUCCUUCUGGAAGCAUUUCCUGUACAUGGUGAUGGAUGUCGUUCUGGACUGGAGCCUGCACAGUUUCUUGUGGCGAUUGUGUGGGGUUUCAGCUUUCCUCAUACAGAAAAAUUUUGUUUCUCAGGACUAUGUGAGGCACUGGUCUUCCCGAGGAAUUCGAGUGGUUGCCUGGACAGUGAACACAUUUGCAGAGAAGAGCUACUACGAAAGUGUCCUUGACUGCAGCUACAUCACCGACAGCUUGGUGGAGGACUGUGACCCCCACUACUGAGCCAGCCCGGGCACCCUGCCCUGCUGGGGCAGGGCUGCAGCCACGGGGGCAUCCAGCAGUGCUGAGGGACUGCUGAGGACAGCUCUGGGAAAGGCAGAGCAGCACUUGGCUUCUGCCUGUGGUCACAUCUCAAAUGCAGGAACCUUCUGGUGCAGCCACAGAGUCUGAGGAAAUCACUGUACUGUGAGAGAAUCAGAUUUGACAACCCAGUUGGGCCACAGCUUGUCUGUGCUGCUGGCUUUAUAAUUCUCUGGCAAUUCUUUGGCUUUGUUGAAAUUUUGGUUCUAAAUUUUGGUGUCAGCAAUUUUGGUGUCAAAGUUUCAAAUCAUAAGUUGAUGUUAGUAAUUUUAACAGCAUGUCCUACAAGUGUAUACUAAUUUGAGGUUGAUUUAUAGCACCUUAAGGUCAUUUACAUUACUGUUCUUAAAACAGAAACUGGAAAUAAUGGUACAAUGGUGCCAAAAUAGCAGAUGAGUAUAUUUCCCUGCCCUGUGUGGAAAGAUGGCUGUGCUGAAUCCUGAUGAGGAAGAAAAAGCCAGCUUUCCAUGCGUGAUGUGAUGUGAAGGUUAUGAGAAUUAACAAAUAAAACUUGAGUAGCUUCUUAUCUUCCAGACCUUUUAAGAGAAUCAGUGGAGGAUAGGAAAUUGUUUCUUCUAAUGAAGAAAAAACACAGCACAUGAAUGUAUUUAUUUUUAAGAUAAAGCUAUGUAUUGAGUGCUGGUAAGCAGUAGAACAAAUGGAGGUGAAAUGUCUUUUUAGUUUGCCUUUGGUUACAUGAUUGAAGGGCACUCAGAGUGAUAUGGAAACUGUAAUCCAGAUUUAACUUGAACUCCAAAGAGUCUGCAGUUACAAUAAAAAGCCUUUGAGAAUUCA